This is a messenger RNA of Drosophila hydei, 2589 nucleotides long. It is a transcript of the gene Cul1, whose product is annotated as cullin homolog 1. Gene Ontology annotation, biological process: SCF-dependent proteasomal ubiquitin-dependent protein catabolic process; protein ubiquitination. The coding region runs from base 243 to 2564 and encodes 773 amino acids. Gene Ontology annotation, cellular component: SCF ubiquitin ligase complex. Lineage: Eukaryota; Metazoa; Arthropoda; Insecta; Diptera; Drosophilidae. The transcript is spliced from 3 exons. Gene Ontology annotation, molecular function: ubiquitin protein ligase binding. The record is from RefSeq and is a predicted model, not a curated record.
UAUAUAGAUAUAUAGACAGACAUUUUAUAUCUCACCCAUAAAUUGUAAACACUUGAUUUGCCAAAAUUCCGACCAAAACACCCAAGACAAGAUCAGCAGCCAAACGACGUAAUCAGGACAGUCAAUCCACGUCCCAGUCGCAUGCGCAAGUUGUCAUUCAACAGCAGCAGCAGCAACAACAACAACAGCAGCAGCCACAUCAACAAUUGGAAGGCAAACGAGAUUUGCCAUCGGCUGCCAAAAUGAACCGUUCGAGCAAUUCACAAACUACACAGCGACUGGUCAAUUUGGAUGACAUAUGGAAUGAACUGGAGGGGGGCAUAAGACAAAUAUUCGAGCAUGAAAAAUCGUUAACGUGCAUACAAUAUAUGCGCUUCUAUACGCAUGUCUAUGACUACUGCACAAGCGUCAGCGCCGCACCGAGCGGUCGGAGCAGUGGCAAGGCUGGCGGUGCUCAGUUGGUGGGCAAGAAAUUGUACGAUCGCUUGGAGAUCUUUUUAAAGGAUUAUUUGGAAGAUCUGCUGACCACCUUUAAGUCGAUUAGGGGCGAAGAGGUUCUACUAUCACGCUAUACACGACAAUGGAAAUCGUAUCAGUUUUCCAGCACCGUCCUGGAUGGUAUUUGCAACUAUCUCAAUCGUAAUUGGGUGAAGCGUGAAUGCGAGGAAGGACAGAAAGGCAUCUAUAAGAUCUAUCGCCUGGCUCUAGUUGCCUGGAAAGGUCAUCUCUUCCAGGAGCUCAACGAACCUGUGACCAAAGCGAUACUCAAAUCCAUUGAGGAGGAACGACAUGGCAAACUAAUCAAUCGUGCCCUCGUCCGUGAUGUCAUCGAAUGCUAUGUAGAGUUGAGUUUCAAUGAGGACGAUACCGAUCCCACCGUACGCAAGUUAGCAGUCUAUAAAGAUAACUUCGAAGAGAAGUUCAUAGCCGACACGUAUGCCUUCUAUGAGAAGGAAUCGGAUGCGUUCCUAUCGACCAACACGGUCACCGAAUACAUGAAACAUGUCGAGAAUCGUCUCGAUGAGGAGAAACAGCGUGUUCGUGGUCGUAACUCAAAGAAUGCUCUAUCCUACCUGCAUGAGACAACGUCAGAUAUAUUGAAAUCCACAUGUGAACAGGUUCUGAUUGAUAAACAUUUGAGAUUAUUCCACACUGAGUUCCAGAAUCUAUUGAAUGCCGACAGAAAUGAUGAUUUAAAGCGAAUGUAUUCUCUGGUCUCAUUGUCGCCGAAAAAUUUGGAGCAAUUGAAGAAAAUUCUGGAAGAUCAUAUAUUGCAACAGGGCACAGAAGCUAUUGAGAAAUGUUGUACGAGCGAUGCGGCCAAUGAUCCGAAAACUUAUGUACAAACCAUACUCGAUACACACAAAAAGUAUAAUGCACUCGUGCUAACGGCAUUUGAAAAUGACAAUGGAUUCGUUGCGUCUCUGGACAAAGCAUGUGGUAAAUUUAUUAACUCAAAUGUGGUGACAAGGCCAAAUAAUGCUGGCAAGUCUCCUGAAUUGUUGGCCAAGUAUUGCGAUCUAUUGCUCAAGAAGUCAUCGAAGAAUCCCGAGGAUAAGGAACUAGAGGAUAAUCUCAAUCAGGUGAUGGUCGUCUUCAAAUAUAUCGAGGAUAAGGAUGUCUUCCAGAAGUACUAUUCAAAUAUGUUGGCAAAACGUUUAGUCAGUCACACAUCGGCAUCGGAUGACGCUGAGGCAAUGAUGAUCUCCAAGCUGAAGCAGACAUGCGGUUAUGAAUAUACCGUAAAGCUGCAGCGUAUGUUCCAGGACAUUGGAUUGUCCAAGGAUUUGAAUUGCUAUUUCAAGGAGUACCUGAAGACACAAAAUAUAACAUCGGAAAUCGAUUUUGGCAUCGAGGUGCUAUCCACCAACGCCUGGCCCUUUACGCAAAAUAAUAACUUUCUAUUGCCCUCGGAAUUGGAGCGAUCGGUGCAACAGUUUACCAUAUUCUAUUCGGCACGGCAUUCGGGUCGCAAAUUGAAUUGGCUAUAUCAUAAAUGUAAGGGUGAAUUGAUAAUGAAUGUGAAUCGUAGCAAUUCGGUCUAUACCCUCCAAGUGAGCACGUUCCAAAUGUCGGUGCUGUUGCAAUUCAAUGAUCAGCUCAGCUUCACAGUGCAGCAGCUAUGCGACAAUACGCAAUCACAACUGGAGAACUUGAUACAGGUAUUGCAAAUACUGCUCAAGGCCAAAGUGUUGACCUCAGUUACCAGCGAAAAUGUUUUGACACCGGAUUCAUCUGUUGAAUUGUUUUUGGAUUAUAAGAGCAAGAAACGUCGUAUCAAUAUCAAUCAUCCAUUGAAGACUGAGUUGAAAGUGGAACAGGAGACUGUUACCAAACAUAUUGAAGAGGAUCGCAAACUUUUGAUUCAAGCGGCGAUCGUACGCAUUAUGAAAAUGCGCAAACGUCUCAAUCAUACAAAUCUAAUAUCCGAGGUCCUCAAUCAGCUAUCGACACGAUUUAAGCCGAAUGUGCCCGUUAUUAAGAAAUGUAUUGAUAUAUUGAUUGAGAAGGAGUAUCUGGAACGUAUGGAGGGACACAAAGACACCUAUAGCUAUCUAGCCUAAGUUCAUACAUAAAUUUAUAUCUAUA